Molecule: messenger RNA, 1221 nt
Organism: Aspergillus tubingensis
Lineage: Eukaryota; Fungi; Ascomycota; Eurotiomycetes; Eurotiales; Aspergillaceae
Product: mitogen-activated protein kinase mpkC
Exons: 8
Coding region: 1-1221 (406 amino acids)
Biological process (GO): stress-activated MAPK cascade; protein phosphorylation; cellular response to oxidative stress
Cellular component (GO): cytoplasm; nucleus
Molecular function (GO): ATP binding; MAP kinase activity
Source: RefSeq, a predicted model, not a curated record
AUGGAAGGCUUCAACCGCUCCGAGUUCCUAGGCACGGUAUUCGAGUCUACAAAGCGCUCGGCACAUGAUCAGAUUACGGGACAGGCAGUCGCCAUUAAAAAGGUCAUCAAGCCGUUCGAGACUGCCACAGUGGCAAAGCGUACCUUUCGAGAGGUGAAACUCUUGAAGCAUUUUCGACACGAGAAUCUCAUCGGUCUUUGUGACAUUUUUGUCUCUCCACUGGAGGACAUAUAUUUAGUGACUGAACUCCUUGCGACGGAUUUGAAUCGGUUGAUGAGAUCUAAACCCCUGGAACCCCAGUUUGUCCAAUACUUUACCUACCAGAUCUUGCGUGGUCUGAAGUACAUCCACUCCGCCGGCGUUAUCCAUCGGGACCUCAAGCCUAGCAAUAUUUUAGUUAACGAGAAUUGCGACCUGAAGAUAUGCGAUUUUGGGCUCGCACGAGUGAAGGAACAUCAGAUGACCGGCUAUGUGUCUACACGCUAUUAUCGAGCACCGGAAAUCAUGCUGACAUGGCAGAGAUACGGCGUGGAGGUAGACCUCUGGAGUACCGGGUGCAUUCUCGCCGAGAUGCUCUCUGGAAAGCCCCUGUUUCCCGGGAAGGACCAUAUCAAUCAAUUCUACUUGAUUAUCGACCUCUUGGGCAACCCUCCUGAUGAGGUCAUCGAUCGAAUUUGCAGUAAGAACAUAGUUAAGUCACUUGGGAAUAGACAGCCACGCUGUCUAAGGACAAUGUUCUCGAGCGUCGAUGAAGCUGCCGUGGACCUCCUCGACAAGUUCUUGGUCUUCGACCCACACGCCAGGAUAUCGGCCAGCAAUGCUUUAGAGCACCGCUAUUUGCAGAUAUAUCAUGACCCUACUGAUGAGCCCAGCGUCGAAAGACCAUUCGAUUGGUCGUUCGACGGCGCUCGACUCUCCAAGGAGACCCUCAAGCUUAUGAUGCACGUUUCCCCGGUAUAUGCAGAAGUGCUGGAUUACCACCAAUCCGACGAAUUAGCCCACCCAGUUACCCUUGCUGAAGAGCCGAUGUCCGGAGCUGAUCUACUCCCGAAUUUCAGCACAUUUCCCGUGCCAGGACGGGAGACCGAUACAAACCCGGACUCCACGUUUAGCCUCUUGGAGCCUUGGUCCACGUGGGACAUUGGAGGCCUUGACCUAUCAUUACCAGCAUCAGAUUACGUGGAUCCAGCUGGUCCUAGUUUACCGACAACAAUUGGGUGA